Molecule: messenger RNA, 1760 nt
Organism: Topomyia yanbarensis
Lineage: Eukaryota; Metazoa; Arthropoda; Insecta; Diptera; Culicidae
Product: tubulin gamma-1 chain-like
Exons: 3
Coding region: 174-1562 (462 amino acids)
Biological process (GO): microtubule nucleation; cytoplasmic microtubule organization; mitotic sister chromatid segregation
Cellular component (GO): gamma-tubulin complex; cytoplasm; nucleus
Molecular function (GO): structural constituent of cytoskeleton; GTP binding
Source: RefSeq, a predicted model, not a curated record
GUUGAGUAACGGCUUGAAUUUGAAAAGGUUUAGCAUUUUGGAGCGGCCGAAAACAUUCGAGUUUUGAAUGUUUUGUUGUUUGUUACACUUCCUCUUAUAUUGUAAUAAAAGUAGAAUCUCUUUAUAAUUCCUUGGCUGAAAGUGUACAGUUGAAACGUGCCACGAAACCCGAAAUGCCUAGCGAAAUUAUCACUUUACAAUUGGGCCAAUGCGGCAAUCAGAUUGGCUUUGAGUUCUGGAAACGCCUUUGUUUGGAACAUGGCAUUUCACCUUCUGGAGUCUUGCAAGAUUUUGCCACAGAUGGCAUCGAUCGAAAGGAUGUUUUCUUUUACCAGGCCGAUGAUGAUCAUUAUAUUCCUCGCGCGGUUUUGUUGGAUUUGGAACCACGGGUCAUCCACACCAUCAUGACAUCUCCGUAUGCUAAGCUCUACAACCCAGAGAAUGUAUAUCUCUCGAAAGACGGUGGAGGUGCCGGAAAUAAUUGGGCGUCUGGUUUUAGUCAAGGAGAGAAACUGCACGAGGAAGUGUUUGAUAUAAUAGAUCGAGAAGCAGAUGGCAGUGACAGUUUAGAAGGGUUUGUUUUAUGUCAUUCGAUUGCUGGAGGUACCGGAUCUGGAAUGGGAUCUUACAUUAUGGAACGGCUCUCCGAUCAUUUUCCGAAGAAGCUGGUACAGACAUACAGUGUGUUCCCGAAUCAAGACGAGAUUAGUGACGUUGUAGUCCAACCAUACAACAGCCUGUUAACACUGAAACGUCUGACAAGCUGCGCAGAUUGCGUGGUAGUUUUAGAUAAUACUGCACUGAACAGGAUUGCGGCGGAUAGGUUGCACCUGGAAAACCCAAGUUUUACUCAGAUCAAUACACUAGUUUCGACGAUCAUGUCAGUUAGCACCACCACGCUUCGAUAUCCUUCGUACAUGAACAACAAUCUCAUCGAACUGAUAGCUCCUCUGAUUCCUACAUCACAGCUGCAUUUUCUUAUGACAGGAUAUACUCCGCUUACCACCGACACGGACACGGUUAGCGUGCAAAAAACCACCGUUCUAGAUGUUAUGCGUCGUUUGCUGCAGCCAAAGAACAUGAUGGUGUCCACCGGACCGGACAAAACAAAUCAUCACCGUUACAUUUCCAUUCUGAACAUAAUUCAGGGGGAAGUAAAUCCCACCCAGGUCCACAAAUCGAUCCAGCGAAUUCGUGAACGCAAACUGGCUCAGUUCAUCAAUUGGGGUCCGGCAAGUAUUCAGGUUGCUCUUUCUCGCAGCAGUCCUUAUGUGCAGAGCACCCAUCGGGUAUCCGGUCUAAUGCUGGCCAAUCACACCAGCAUUUGUUCGCUGUUUGAGCGGGCUUUGAGUCAGUACGACAAACUUUGCAAACGCGGUGCUUUUUUGGAUCAGUUUAAACGCGAGGAUAAAUUCAAAGAUGAUCUGAGCGAAUUUGAUGAUAGCCGUGACGUAGUCGACGCGCUGGUACAGGAGUAUGAGGCGGCUACACAGGCCAACUAUCUAAACUGGCACGCGAAAAAAGAAAAUGAAACUGGCAAGCAGCCAAUUGAGCGAAAUUGAGAACAAUGUUUCUUCCAAAUUCAUUAAUGUUGCUUCCUUUGGUAGAAGGCAAUCCGUUUGCCUUGAUGAAUUUGUUAUGAACAGAGGAAUGUUUUCUGAAUGAAUGCACUCUUUCCUUUACGCUUAUGUAUAUAAGGGACCUGUUGAAUACCCGAAUCCAUAAUUCUAAUAAAUUGCGCAAAUAAGAAUAGCAUUGUA